AUGACACCAACAACUCCUCGCUCCAAAUCGGGCGGGAAAUAUGCGAAUCCAACCAUCCAAAUCGUCGUUGGGAGGACAAAACAAUUGUUCCACGUCCACUACGCAUAUCUCGAGCGGACCGACUUCUUCAACGUUCACGGCCCACCCCAACUGCCUACGGCGACGACACCGACACCGGCACCGAAGCCAACCCGUGCAGGGAGUUGUUUAAACUCACCAGCACCGAGUGAGGCCACUGUGACGCCCGAUCGAGAUGAAAUCAAAGCGGAGCAAGAGAUGGAGGACGAAAUGCCUGAAAGCAGUGGUGCUUCACCAACAGCUACCAGCGAUGCUGCCAAGGCGCCGGCUUACAUCCUUCGAAGUCUGAUACACGAUCCCGCAGCGUUCGAGGUCGUCGUCGAUUACCUGUACAACACGCCUCCCAGCACACCUCAAAGUCGAUCCCAAUUCAGAAUACUGCUGAAAGCGUACAUCCUGGCACUCCAGUACCGCAUGUCCGGCCUUCAAGAUGAUCUGAUCGACUGUUUCCGAAACUAUCAUGCGUCUUACACGAUCAGGUUUGCCGAACUAUUCUGGGUCUCUGGACGUGUCGGUGAUGGCGAGGCUGUUUGCACAGUCCCGUUGAUCCAGUACCUCAUUGAUCAGGUUGCGUUCGAAAUCUACCAGGGAGGGUACGAUGCCUUCGUCCAGGAGAACUCGGAUUUUGAAAUGUUUCUCACAAACGGCGACCGGCCUCUGCGGAGGGAACUUUUCAAAGCCCUUGCCAAAGUUGCGCAGGACAAGAGCCCUCUGGACCCUGCACUUGGGCUCAACCGCUGGAGGGUUGUCGACUACCCCAACUAUGAUCGCAGCGUCGGCGCCUCCUCAAACGCUCCCGACAUCAUUGAUAUCGACUGA
This is a messenger RNA of Fonsecaea multimorphosa CBS 102226, 897 nucleotides long. RefSeq lists its product as uncharacterized. NCBI's taxonomy places the organism in Eukaryota, Fungi, Ascomycota, Eurotiomycetes, Chaetothyriales, Herpotrichiellaceae. The record is from RefSeq and is a predicted model, not a curated record. The transcript has a single exon. The coding region runs from base 1 to 897 and encodes 298 amino acids.